Messenger RNA from Lindgomyces ingoldianus, 4674 nucleotides. Its product is annotated as DNA-directed RNA polymerase III subunit RPC1. Bases 139 to 4557 code for a protein of 1472 amino acids. The transcript has a single exon. The record is from RefSeq and is a predicted model, not a curated record. Gene Ontology annotation, biological process: DNA-templated transcription. Gene Ontology annotation, molecular function: DNA-directed RNA polymerase activity; DNA binding. Lineage: Eukaryota; Fungi; Ascomycota; Dothideomycetes; Pleosporales; Lindgomycetaceae.
CCAUGACUCACCAAAACGGCAACGCCCUCUCUUCGCCCUCCCCCUGCGACUGCCGCCCAUAGCACUUCUCCACUCAUCGUGGCCUCCUUUUGUCGCAACGUCUCCCUGCCAUCCCGGGCAGUCAACCAACGGACCACCAUGGUUGCCGGGGCUGAUGUCAAGGCCCAGGUCGUAGACACGGUGCCCAAGCGCAUCAAACACGUUCAGUUCGGAAUCUUCUCUCAUCAAGAACUCGUCAAGCAGGCUGUCCUCGAAGUCUCUGACCGUAAUGUCUAUGAACUUGGCUCCUCUGGAGCGAACCGCAUCCUCACGGCUAACGGCCCUAUGGACGAGCUGAUGGGCAUAUCAAAAGGCGGCAGUCAAACGUGCAAGACGUGCCAGUCGGAUCUCCAGACCUGCAACGGCCACUUUGGUCACAUCAAGCUUGCCCUCCCCGCUUUCCAUGUUGGCUUCCUCAGAAUGAUAAUCGAAGUGCUACACUGCAUAUGCAAGGACUGCGCCCGCGUCAUGCUGGAGGAGGAGGACAGACGGAAAUACCUGCGCAGCCUGCGCCGCCCGGGCAUGGACAACCUGCAGCGGCUCAACAUCUCCAAAAAAGUCACUGAGGAGUGCAGGAAGAAGAAGCUAUGUCCCCACUGUGGCGCUGUCAACGGUACCAUUCGCAAGGUGCCGGGUCACCCGCUUAAGAUCGUCCAUAACAGGUACGAUGCCUACAACAGAUCCACGGCUAAGUCUAAGAAGCCGCCGCCGGGCAAAGAGGAGUUCGACGAAUCUUUCGAAACGGUCAAGGCUACGCACCCUGACAUGGAAAGGCACCUGAAGAAGGCUGCCGACGACAUGCAUCCGCUUCGGGUCCUUAAUCUCUUUAAGAAAAUAUCACCUCCUGACUGUGAGCUCCUUGGCAUGGUUCCCGAAGAUGGCCGACCGGAAAUGUUGAUAUGGGAAUACGUCCCCGUGCCACCAGUCGCUCUUCGACCUACUGUAAAGCAGGACAGCGGAACCACGGAGGAUGACCUUACCAAUAAGAUCGGCGACAUUGCCCACGUCAGCAGCAUCAUCCGGGCAGGCCUCCAGCGUGGGUACCCCCUCCAGACAAUCAUGGAGCAGUGGGAUUUUAUGCAGCUUCAAAUUGCCAUGUACAUCAAUAGUGAUGCACCUGGUUUGUCACAACAAGGCCUCACCAAACAUAUGCGCGGCUUUUGCCAGAGGCUCAAGGGCAAAGGUGGCCGCUUCCGGCAGAAUCUCUCUGGGAAACGGGUUGACUUCUCUGGCCGCACCGUUAUUGGGCCGGACCCUAAUCUAGGAAUCGACGAAGUCGCGGUGCCGGAGCGGGUGGCAAAGAACCUAACAUAUCCCGAAAAAGUUAAUUCGCGAAACAUUGAAAAACUGAGGAAAUUAGUGCGACGAGGUGCUCUCCGCCAUCCCGGAGCGAACUACGUCAGAACGAGAGAUGGCAAACUCGUCAGUCUAAUUUUUCUGUCGAGCAAAGGGCAAGAGGGCCAAUCGGGACUUGACAGACGAGCGCAGAACCUUGUAGAUGGGGACAUAGUUGAGCGACACCUUGAGGACGGAGAUAUCGUGCUGUUCAACCGGCAGCCUUCUCUUCACAAACUGAGUAUCUUAGCCCACCGAGCUAAGAUCCGGCCCUGGAGAACAUUCCGACUCAACGAAUGCGUCUGCAACCCGUACAACGCUGAUUUCGAUGGAGACGAAAUGAACUUGCAUGUGCCUCAGACCGAGGAAGCUCGAACAGAAGCCAUCGAGCUAAUGGGUGUUAAGUACAAUUUGGCAACGCCAAAGAACGGGACACCAAUUAUCGCUGCUAUCCAAGACUUCAUCACAGCGGCAUAUCUCCUGAGCAGCAAAAACAACUUUUACGAUCGAAGGACCUUCUGCCAAAUCUGCUCUUAUAUGUUCAACGGCGAUUCGGUCGUCGAUCCUGACACCGGCGACCGCUUGAAUAUCGAUCUGCCCCCGCCUGCCGUGGUCAAGCCCGAACGACUUUGGACAGGGAAGCAAGUCUUCAAUGUGCUCAUGAGACCAAACAUGAAGUCCAAAGUAUUGGUUAAUCUAGAGGCAGCCGGAAAACAGUUCAAGCCCACAGCUGGCCAGGCCCCUGACCUGGAUGAAAAUGAUUCCUAUCUGGUCAUUCGGAACUCAGAAGUUAUGUGUGGUGUCAUGGACAAGGCUACCGUUGGUGAUGGUAAAAAGGAUUCUGUUUUCUAUGUCAUGAUGCGUGAUUUUGGGCCAGACCAUGCCGUCCAGGGUAUGAAUAGGCUAGCUAAACUCUCGGCGCGCUGGCUCACCAACAACGGCUUCUCCAUUGGCAUUAGCGACGUAACGCCCGGCGACGUACUCGUUCGCAAGAAACAGGCUCUGAUCGAGGAGGCCUAUGCAAAAUGCGACAAGCUUAUUAAAGAUUUCAAGGAGAACAAAUUGCAGCGCGACGCUGGAUGCGACGAGGAACAAACAAUGGAGAACAAGAUUGGUGGUAUCCUGUCUGGAGUCCGUCAAGCUGCGGGUGAUAUUUGUUUCGAGGAACUCAGCAAAUGGAAUGCGCCUCUAAUAAUGGCGAAGUGUGGGUCAAAAGGAUCUAAUAUCAACGUCUCUCAAAUGGUUGCAUCCGUCGGACAGCAGAUGAUUGGUGGCGCCCGUGUCGCAGACGGUUUCCAGGAUCGGACACUGCCUCAUUUCCCGAAAGCCGCCCGACAACCCGCCUCAAAAGGGUUCGUAAGCAACAGUUUCUAUUCUGGCUUGACGCCGUCCGAAUUCAUAUUCCACGCUAUGAGUGGCCGUGAAGGUCUGGUUGAUACCGCCGUCAAGACCGCCGAGACUGGAUAUAUGAGCAGACGUUUGAUGAAGUCACUGGAAGAUCUAUCAUCGCAGUACGAUGAGACUGUCCGAACCGCUGGGCAAGGUGUAGUGCAGUUUCAAUACGGAGAUGACAAUCUGGACCCUGUUGACAUGGAAGGCAAGGCGAAGCCGGUGAAUUUCGAUCGAACAUUUGCACACGCUGUCACAUCAACAUGGAACAAUAAUGAUCCUAGCAUGGAACCCGAAGAAGUGCGGAGUCACACUAAGACGGCACUUGACACGAAACGCACUAAGUACGCUCGGUACAAGCUGGAUGGAGUCACCAAGCUCGAUUACAACGACAAAAGUAUUGAGGGCAUCGACCAGUAUGAAUCUAUACGCGACUUCCUUGACACCGUCCAGGACUUCAUCUUCAAGAAAGCAAGGAAGCUCGAGUCGACUCUCGUCUAUCUAGGAAUUGUUAAUCCUACCACUAUGAAGAAACAAAUCCCUGCUAAGCAAGCUGAAAAAUUCUCCCCACUUGCAGACGGCAUCGCCAAGAUCUCUAAGCCCGCUCUGGAAACCUUUAUCUCACUCUGUCUAACCAAGUAUUGGCGAUCAAAAGUCGAACCUGGUAGCGCUGUUGGUGCUGUUGGUGCACAGUCGAUUGGUGAGCCCGGAACGCAAAUGACGCUCAAGACCUUCCAUUUUGCUGGUGUCGCAGGUAUGUCCAUUACCCAAGGUGUCCCACGUAUUAAGGAAAUUAUCAACGCUUCGACCAACAUCUCUACCCCUGUCAUCUUAUGCGAGCUCUCUAAUAACGUGUCCGACGAAGCGGCCCGUAUUGUUAAAGCACGCGUUGAGAAGACUUUUCUUCGCGAUAUAAUUUCGUAUGUAGAAGAUGUGUGGCACCCAGAAGGUGCAUACGUUCAGAUGCGCAUCGACUGGGACACUGUUAACAAGUUGUUCAUCGAUAUCACGACCGAAGAAAUCGCCACCGCUAUUGAACAAUUCAAGCCAUUAAAAUGGGGGAAGUACAAGCCGUUCAUCAAAAUGAUAGGCAGUGUAAUGCGGGUGUCAGUUCCAGAUCUCUCGAACACCAAGAAACGAUCCUCUGCAAAGGCCCAGAAAAACCAGAAGGGCUAUUUCGAGCGGGUGCACCAAGUGAAAGCGCUCAUCCCCGAUGUCGUUGUCAAAGGCUUCCUGGACUGUCAACGCGCCAUCAUCAAGAAAAAUACUACUCCCAACGCCAAAGGUGAUUACGAAAUCCAACUUCUCGUCGAAGGCUACGGCCUCAAAAACUGCAUGACCACCCCAGGUAUAGAGCCCUACCGAUCAUCAUCCAACUCUGUGAUGGAAGUGAACUCCAUCCUUGGCAUCGAAGCCGCUCGCAGCACCAUUAUCUCAGAAAUCGGUUCCGUCAUGGGCCAAAUGGACAUUGAUCCCCGCCACAUGCAGCUUCUCGCCGACGUCAUGACAUUCAAAGGCGACGUGCUUGGUAUCACUCGUUUUGGCAUGACCAAGAUGCGAGAUUCAGUGUUACAAAACGCUAGCUUCGAAAAGACUCCCGACCACCUUUUCGAAGCGGCAGCAAAGGGCAAGAAGGAUGACGUGACAGGGGUUAGCGAGUGCAUUAUCAUGGGGCAGGUUAUGGGCGUGGGAACUGGUGCGGUUGGCGUUUUCGCGGAUUUAGGGUGGGAGAAGUAUCCACAAGCUUUUUGGCGGAAGAAUACUAUGUUUGAGGAGGGCUGGGAUGCUCUAUAGAUGCGGGUAUUUUGGGUUUAAGGGGUUCUGGUGAUGGUUGUGAAUGGUUAAAGUGCUUGAGUGGUGGAUUUGUUUGGGAAACGUCGGCUUUUUUGGAGCAUGGUGGGCAUAGCGCUG